Molecule: messenger RNA, 2101 nt
Organism: Oreochromis aureus
Lineage: Eukaryota; Metazoa; Chordata; Actinopteri; Cichliformes; Cichlidae
Gene: phactr3a
Product: phosphatase and actin regulator 3a
Exons: 12
Coding region: 152-1786 (544 amino acids)
Biological process (GO): tRNA aminoacylation for protein translation; actin cytoskeleton organization
Molecular function (GO): ATP binding; actin binding; aminoacyl-tRNA ligase activity
Source: RefSeq, a predicted model, not a curated record
UUUCGGCUCAGCCAUGGCUCCCUGUUAGAUGCUCAAAGCGGCUGUUGUCAGAGCGAAUUAUAUCUACUCUCGCUCGCUGCUUUCCUCCUGACCUUGCCUGCCUCCGGUUGGGUUUUUAAUAUUUUAUUUAGGAUUCCUGCGCUGCCUCCCCAUGGCUACAUCGGAUGGACUAGACGGCUGUCUGCAGCGAGGCAGAUCUCAAAGUGACCCGAACAUACUCACCGAACCGGGCAUCGAGUUGGCUCACGGCACAGUAGAUGUGGUGGACCAGCAGAGGGUGCUGAGGACAGGUUGCUUGGUGACUGGGGUGCACACACCGCCAAUCCGACGUAACAGCAAGCUGGCCACCCUGGGGCGCAUCUUCAAGCCCUGGAAGUGGAGGAAAAAGAAAAACGAGAAGCUCAAGCAGAGUUCCACAGAUGUAGCAUUAUCGAGUGGCCUUCUAUGCCACGACCCAAACUCCCCCACCCAAGGCUGCUGCUCGGAUGGUGCGGUCUUACUUGGAGGAUUUGGGGGACCAUUGAAUCCAAACCUCACAGUAAGCAGUGUGGAAUACCUUGGUCCUGAGGAGGAGCAUCCCCCUUCAGCCGCCCCUCUCCAAGACUGUGAACGGGUGGAGGAGAAUAUGCGACUACCGGAGGAGGAGGGAGAUGAGGAGGUGCACCCUGCAGGGGAUUUACCUGAGGGACUGCAGGACAUGGGAGAACAGAUGGAAGAGAGAUCAGAGGAAGAGAUUCCUCCAGGAACUUCCCCACCACAAGUACCUCCAAAACUUUUGCCCCAGCUGAGCACUGGAGAUGAUUCAGGUCCUGUAUCACUCCCUACUCAUCUGCCCAACUCCUACCUCCCCAAGGAGCCUCUACCCAGGGCCACAGAAAGUCUGGCCUCAAUGACCCUGCCACUAAGAGGGCCUCUGGCCAACCCCUCAGGGUCCCCACAUCUAGGCAAUAUGAUACACCCUCCCAUGCCCCCUAGCUGCAUAAUGGAGGAACUGCAAAGAGCUUUCGCUUCUAAGAACAGACAGGAGAGUGUCCAUGAUGGGUGUGAGCAGGGCUCACCCCCGCGGAUGUGGUGCUCCGACGGACGGCUCUCUCGCUCCUGCAGCUCGGAUAACCAACACACAUCGUCUCUGGGGGGAAGUUGUUUGGGGAUUGGAGGGUCUGACUGGCCCAAGAAGGAGGCAGAGGAGAACAAGGAGAAUGUGCGGCUGGACCAGUGCUUCUCCAACACCUCAGGCCUCCCCACCGACUUGGACGGCUGGAACGAGUCUGUUAUCUCUGGCACACUUCCUCGCAGGCUAAGGAAGGAGUUGCUGGCUUUCAAACUACGAAACAGGCCCAGCAAGCAGGAGCUGGAAGACAGGAAUAUCUUCCCAGCAAGGAGUGAUCAGGAGCGCCAGGAAAUUCGCCAGCAGAUUGAGAUGAAACUCGCCAAGAGGCUGAGCCAGAGACCGAAUGUGGAGGAGCUGGAGAGUCGGAACAUUUUGAAACAGAGAAAUGACCAGACAGAACAGGAGGAGAGGAGGGAGAUCAAACAGCGGCUAAACAGAAAGCUCAACCAGCGGCCCACAGUAGAUGAACUGCGGGACAGAAAGAUCCUCAUCCGCUUCAGUGACUAUGUGGAGGUAGCUAAAGCUCAGGACUACGACAGGAGAGCAGACAAGCCCUGGACUCGUCUGUCAGCAGCAGACAAGGCUGCAAUCCGGAAAGAGCUGAACGAGUUUAAGAGCACCGAGAUGGAAGUGCAUGCCUCAAGCAAACAUCUAACGAGGUUCCACCGACCGUGAAAGUGCGGAGUUUCUUCUGUGAAGAAAUGCUGAGCUUUGACAUUUCCUGAAGCUGCUAGAAGCUGCUCAGUGGCGUCAGUUCAAAGAGCCCGGAGCCUUUCUGUCUUCGGCGCGCCUUUUUUUAAGAAUCUUCCGCCACCCUUGACCAUCAUAUUAUCAGUAUGAAGUCACGGGUGUGGGAGAGACGAUGAUGGUAAUGUUAGCACUGGUGUGUCCUGGAGACUGCUGAGUGCCAACGUGGAAACUGGCGGGUGGAAGAGACUUUGGUGGAGCCUCUGACUCUCAGGACAAGAGCAGAGGAUUAAAAAAACAAAA